AUGGAUUAUGAAAACGGUUUGAUAUCACUCAAUACCUUGGACUCGUUCCUGAGUAAUUCUGCUUCCUUGGCUAGCUGGAGGGGCACUAGAGAACCGAGCGUUGUCAAGAAUGCUGACCGAAAGAUUAUCUCCGAAACCUCUUCAAACUCGUUCGGGGAUGAAAGAUGGAGAGGAAUGGUGGACGUUGGCUGUUGUAGCCGUGUUACCAAUCCUAAGCUAGGUGAGCAGAUAUUUUGUAGGUUUGGAGGCACCCUCGGAAAUAGAACAGAGAGCUUGGAGGGCGGAGGGCUUUCGGGACGUAUUUUUUAUGGGCGCAGCUUGGCCUCGGUCGGCUUCGAUCCAAACAGAGAGAGUAUUUUUAGAGACACAAAAACCCCUACUUGCAUGGAGUGCGAAAAAAGACACCCGACAAUAAGAAAAUAG
Morchella importuna is the source of this 423-nucleotide messenger RNA. RefSeq lists its product as uncharacterized. The record is from RefSeq and is a predicted model, not a curated record. The transcript has 7 exons. NCBI's taxonomy places the organism in Eukaryota, Fungi, Ascomycota, Pezizomycetes, Pezizales, Morchellaceae. The coding region runs from base 1 to 423 and encodes 140 amino acids.